CUGUAACCUUGCCUAUGACACGGUAACUUUUUUUUUCAAUCCUCCCCUCUGGUGCUGUUUGCAAGAGUCAGCGGUGGAGAGUUCACACAGUUCCGUUCUAAGUAAGACCUGUGUGUACUUCAACUUUCUGUGAAGAUGGGCCCCACGCUGCGCUUGUUGGCGCUUGUGAGCAUAAUAGGAUGUGUUGAACUGAUCUCAGUCACGACUCCGCAGAAAAAUAUCAAUGUUACAAUGGGUCAAAGUGUCCUACUCCAAUGUAUGUUCGUGACUAAUGUGGACACCACCGGCCUCACCAUCCAGUGGGACUUUGUUUCAUCGGCCUCCAUGACGCCACAGCAGCUGUAUUACUAUCAAUCAGGAAAGGAUGUCAUUACAAAAGCUUAUGAGGGCAGGCUUCAACCUUCAUCUUCUCCUGGCAUGACCAAAAACACCUCAAUAGCAAUAAGCAACAUGCAACCAUCAGAUUCCGGAGUCUACACUUGUCAGAUUCACAACUUUCCUGAUGUGGACGGACCGUCUGAGGCCAAUAUCAUUGUGAAUGUUCUUGAGAAGCCCACUGUUCCUUACUGCGCCGUCCACGGUGACGUGGAAUCAGGUCACCUGGUCACGCUGACCUGCCACAGUGAGCGUGGGAGCCCCAACCCGGCCUACAUCUGGACCAGACUGGAUCACACGCAGACAAGGAGGCGUGUACUGGGACUAGUGACCACAUCUGGAAUACUGCAAUUCCAAAACAUAUCCCAGUUUGAGUUUGGGGAGUACCAGUGCAACGCUACAAAUUCAGUGGGAUUUUCAACUUGCACUAUAGAGCUAAAUCCUGAAGCGGGAGAUGGAGUGAUUGCCGGCGCGGUGAUCGGCGCCUUGCUCGGGUGUGUCCUGAUCAUCCUGGUUGUGUGGUUCAUCGCUCGCACGGUGAAGAAACACAAGUACAAGGAGGUCAACGUCUCAGAGGCCCACGUGAUGAAGAGGAGCUCCUCUCAGGCCAAGGAAGAAUCGGAUAGUGUUCCCGUGGCAACCACAGCCGGCAGCCUCCAUGCCGAGGAAGAUGAGCCACAAGCCUGAAAAAAAAAGGCCUGUCGAAAACAACUGGAGCAACGUCACUCUUCUGAACAACAGGAUGUCCAGUCGUUCUCAAAUGUAAUCAAUGUGACGGAGCUCAAUGAACCAUCAAUUUAAUCUUUAACAGCUUUUUUUUUUAUCAUGUGCCAUUUUGUAUUUGACUUUUGCUUGAAUGUAGACACCAGGCUUGUAGUGCUUUUCUUUGUUUUACCGUUUCACAGUUAGGAUGCCAUUCAAACCAUGUUGAUGAGCCCUGCAUUGGGAAUACAAGCUACAUAAUAUUAGACCAAAUACUUGCAUGAGAUAGGAUGCAAAAAAAAGAAACUUGAGGAUAUAAUCUGCAUCAUGCAAGUGAUCAGAAUGAUUUUUAUUUUCUGUGUAUAUAAAAAUACAUUAUUAUGUUUAAAAAACAAAUGAUAGUCCAACAUUCAAAUGUAGUCUUUUGAAUGAUAAAAGUAUUACAAAU
Messenger RNA from Etheostoma spectabile (orangethroat darter), 1525 nucleotides. RefSeq names its product V-set and immunoglobulin domain-containing protein 1. Gene Ontology annotation, biological process: maintenance of gastrointestinal epithelium; epithelial cell morphogenesis. Gene Ontology annotation, cellular component: plasma membrane. The transcript is spliced from 7 exons. The coding region runs from base 136 to 1062 and encodes 308 amino acids. Lineage: Eukaryota; Metazoa; Chordata; Actinopteri; Perciformes; Percidae. The record is from RefSeq and is a predicted model, not a curated record.